This is a messenger RNA of Sphaerulina musiva SO2202, 327 nucleotides long. RefSeq lists its product as uncharacterized. The record is from RefSeq and is a predicted model, not a curated record. Lineage: Eukaryota; Fungi; Ascomycota; Dothideomycetes; Mycosphaerellales; Mycosphaerellaceae. The transcript has 2 exons. The coding region runs from base 1 to 327 and encodes 108 amino acids.
AUGUCAACACCCACUACCACCAACAACCCAACCGGAGCCCAAGGCGAAAAAGCCGCAGAAGAAAUCAAAGGUGGAAUCAAAGGUUUAAAUAACCUCUCCGAAGACAUUCGCCAAAAUAUAAAUUCCUUCGCAGAUGACCUUCUAGGCGGCCAUCAUAACAGCAAUAGCAGCAAUAGUCAUCCAUCAACGGGAUUCUCAAACGAUGCAAAAGCUGCUGGGAAGGAGGUGGAGAGGAAAGUUGGAGGAGGUGGUGGACUUGCUACGGGACAGCCAGUGAAUGAUACUACAACUACUACUACUACGGGUACUACUGGUAAAACACUGUAG